UAAGGACUGGAAACUGGAUCAUAGAUGUCGAUGUUGAGAAGAUGGAUGGAGAUUUAAUCUUGGGUGUUGGAUUUGAGAAAGUAGGGACUGUUGUGGGGGUUAAUGGUAAUUUUAGAGUUGUCUUUUAGUAUUUUGUUAAUGUCAGGCUGCUGAUGUAAAAGUCUUAUGUUUUGGACCAUUUUUACUUUCUCAAUAUCAUUUCAUUAACCGGCAAGCUUUUAUUGUUUAGUCAUGUUGAGUCCAGCUAAGGAGAGUUAGGCAAGGCCUUUUUUUUGUCCGGUUUAGAUUUGUCUUUUAGUGUUUUGUUCAUGGUAGGAUGCUGAUGUAAAGGUCUUAUGUUUUCAACCACUUUUAUUAGCUCUAUGUCAUUUCCUAUUGUACUUUGAGCUCUACCUCAUUUUUUAAUAAAUGAGAUUCGUUUCCUUUAAAAAAAAAGUAUGGUCUUGUAGUUGUAUUAGUAUGUAUUGAGUAAAGAGGUGAUGGAGGACACAUGUCUUUUUUUGGAAGUAUUGGUUUUCUUGGAAAGAUGUGGUUAAGAUUCAUGCAGAUUUUUAGGGUGUUGUUGGCCCAAGCUGAGGCUGAUGAACAUGAACUAUGAUGGACAAGGUCUUGGUCCUUUACCAUCUACUUCUUAGGACAGAGGAAGAACGCUCAGAUAUGGUGGACUACUAAAACCGCAAGAUUUGAAUGUUAUACUGCGGCAUUUUGGGAUGUUAAAUAGGUGGAAGGAUCUAUCUCAGCUGUUUGAGUGGAUGCAGGAGACUGGAAAGACCAAUAUUUCUUCUUACAGCAGUUACAUAAAGUUCAUGGGGAGAGGUCUCAAUCCUUUGAAGGCACUAGAAGUAUACAAUAAUAUUCAAGAAGUAUCAAUAAAGAAUAGUAUUUUUAUUUGUAAUUCUAUCCUCAAUUGUCUGGUGAGAAAUGGCAAGUUUGAUACCAGUGUUAAGCUGUUUCAUCAAAUGAAGAAUGAUGGUUUAUGUCCAGAUACAGUUACAUAUAGCACGAUGCUUACCGGUUGCAUCAGGGUUAAACAUGGUUAUGCUAAAGCAAUGGAGCUUCUUAAGGAGCUGCAAGACAAUGGACUAUGCAUGGAUUGUGUAUUGUAUGGGACAUUGAUAGCUAUUUGUGCUUCACAUAAUAGAUUGGAAGAUGCAGAGAGCUUCUUCAACCAGAUGAGAGCUGAAGGUCAUUCACCAAAUAUGUUCCAUUAUGGCUCUCUACUCAAUGCUUAUUCAAUCAAUGGAGAUUAUAAAAAGGCUGAUGAGCUGAUUGAGGAUAUGAAAUUGACCGGGUUAGUACCAAAUAAGGUGAUUUUAACGACGUUGCUGAAGGUUUAUGUUAGGGGAGGUUUGUUUGAGAAAUCGAGGAAAUUAUUAUCAGAAUUGGAAUCCCUUGGCUAUGGUGAAAAUGAGAUGCCAUAUUGUUUGCUGAUGGAUGGCCUUGCCAAGGCAGGUUCUGUUAGAGAAGCAAAGGCAGUUUUUGAUGAAAUGAAAGCAAAAAACGUUAGAUCUGAUGGGUAUGCUCACAGCAUCAUGAUAUCAGCUUUUUGCCGAAGUGGGCUUCUAGAAGAGGCAAAGUUGUUGGCUAAAGAUUUUGAAGCCACAUAUGACAGAUAUGACAUUGUAAUAUUGAAUACAAUGCUCUGUGCCUACUGCAGAGCAGGGGAAAUGGAGAGUGUAAUGCAAAUGCUUAGGAAAAUGGAUGACUUAGCAAUCAGUCCAGAUUAUACUACCUUCCAUAUCUUAAUCAAAUAUUUCUUUAAGGAGAAACUAUAUCUACUUUGUUAUAGGACAUUGGAGGACAUGCAUCGUAAAGGCCAUCAACCAGAGGAGGAGCUUUGUUCAUCUUUAAUAUCAUCUCUUGGGAACAUACGGGCUUAUUCGGAAGCAUUUUCCGUUUACAAUAUAUUGAAAUAUAGUAAAAGAACAAUGUGCAAGGCACUCCAUGAGAAGAUUUUGCACAUUCUAAUUGCAGGUCGACUUCUCAAAGAUGCUUACGUCAUUGUCAAGGACAAUGAAGGGCUAAUUUCUAAACCUGCUAUAAGGAAGUUUGCUUUUGGAUUUAUGAAGUUUGGUAAUGUCAACUUGAUAAAUGACGUAAUGAAGGCAAUCCAUGGUUCUGGAUACAAGAUUGAUCAGGAUUUGUUUAUGAUUGCUACAUCACGCUACAUUGAGCUACCUGAAAAGAAGGAUUUAUUUAUUCAAUUGCUACAUUGGAUGCCUGGUCAGGGUUAUGUUGUUGACUCAUCAACAAGAAACCUUAUCUUAAAGAAUGCACAUUUAUUUGGUCGCCAGCUUAUUGCAGAGAUCCUAUCAAAGCAUAGUCUAUUGUCAAAAUCCACAAAAUCUCGUGAGAACACCUUUCGUUUAAAAUAAUAUGAUACAAUUGUAUUGAUAAGUAAAUAAGGACUAAUGGAGAGGGCAGGAGUCUGAAACCAAUUUUAAGAGAUAAUAGGUGUUCUCCAAUGGGUGCAGAUCCCAUUUGACAUUAUUGGGUUGAAUAAUGUGGAGAUCAAAGAUAGUGUUCUUUGUUAGCAUGACUGAUCAACCCUUUCAUUAGUUCUAAUAUAUGUAGUGUAUUUAUUAUGAUAAUGGAGACUAGAGUUUUUUUUUUUAAUAGAAAUUGAUUCUUUGGUGAAAGGUUGAGAGGUAAGGAUCUCAUUUGCACCCUCAGUAAAUACUCCAAAUAAUGAAGCCAAUGGAAAGAUGUUAAUCCCAGGAGAAGGAUCUGACCGAACAACACACUAUGCAGAAGCAGUAUUGUGUGUUUACAUGGAAAAAGAAUAUGUUAAUCUGAAACGAACAAGAUUGCGGUCUUAUUGGGCUUGUUAUAUGUAUAAUCUUGCAGACAAAUGCUAUGUAAUUUUUUUUUCUUUCCUCUAUGGAAGUUCGGUUUAUCUUUAAAAAACAUUUAUAUAUUCAUGUA
Molecule: messenger RNA, 2925 nt
Organism: Cucumis melo (muskmelon)
Lineage: Eukaryota; Viridiplantae; Streptophyta; Magnoliopsida; Cucurbitales; Cucurbitaceae
Product: pentatricopeptide repeat-containing protein At1g10910, chloroplastic
Exons: 10
Coding region: 711-2375 (554 amino acids)
Molecular function (GO): protein binding
Source: RefSeq, a predicted model, not a curated record